UUGUGACUCGCCAUUUUGCACUGGCUGAGAAGACAGGGUAGCUGGUUGGAGAGAGAGCACCGGCUGCGUAAAGCUGCCCUUUUCAGACGACGAAAAGGCGCUUCAGCGUUUCUGCUUUCAGAAACAUGUCGUCAGAAAACCAGGAGUCGGAUACUCAAUUUGAGUCCGGAGAAGAGAAACAGGACUCCCAGGAGAAGGAGAGUAACCCCGUGCAGGCAGAAGAGGCCAAACUGAAGGCCAAAUACCCAAAUCUGGGCCAGAAACCUGGGGGCUCUGACUUCCUCAUGAAGAGACUUCAGAAAGGACAAAAGUACUUUGACUCUGGUGACUAUAACAUGGCCAAGGCGAAGAUAAAGAAUAAGCAGCUCCCGGUCCCAGGGGGCGGGGCGGACAAGAACCUGGUGACAGGAGACCACAUCCCCACCCCUCAGGACUUGCCCCAGAGGAAGUCCUCUCUCGUCACCAGCAAACUGGCAGGAUAAACCCACACACCCCGACACACUACAUGCAACAAAAAUUACUAUAUUCUACAUUUACUCUGAAUCACCCUUUGCUGCAGGCCUUCACUUUAACAGACACUCACACCCACACAAACACACACGCUCUUUCACUCUCUCUUUAACAGAGACACACACACCCGUACACACAUGCACACUUUCGCUCUCUUUUACAGAGACACAUACACAAAAACGCACCUUGCUAGGCUGCUCAUGGACAUUCACACAUCGAGCACAAAGCGCUCUGUGUUGAGCAGGAGUCCAGGAGCCCACCACCAGGGGCCACUGUGGGCCUUCUACUCUAUACACCCCAUAGCCCUCGUCUCACUCAGCCCCUCUAGUGUGUGUUCUGCUGUUCCUCCUGCCUGCCAUUCUGGUGAACUUCGCAGUAUCCCUUAGUUUCAGCACUCUGUGGGGUGUGAUCAAAGAAAGGGGGUGGGACAUGAGGACUUGCAGGGAAUGUGGGUGGGGCUCUAUGAGAGGUCAGACAGACAGGAAGUAGGCCACUGGAUUAGAGAAGGAAAAUACAGUCCAUCACCUUGAUCUUGAAUACCUUCACUCCUGUUGGUUGGUUAGGAUCAUGUGACCUUUUGGUGCAUCAUAUUCACGGCUUGUUUACAGAGUUGUGUUGACAGCACGGACCCAGCUGGGACUCCUAACCCUAGUCACUCAGUAGAGGGUGAAGGUCUUUUCUUGUGAUUCAAACAGAGUGUCAAAAAUGCAGCAGUUUUGAGGAUCUUAAAAGCAGUGGUCAUGACGGGUGGACCUGUAUGGCAUACACUGUAGGGUGGCAACAAACCCUUUAACACACUCUCGUCUCUGUCGCUCUCUGUCUCUGACAACACACAUUAACAAACAUUAACACACACACAUCACUAACUGUGUGAUGGCCUGCAAGGAAUGCAGGCUCUGUGCUCCUGUGUUCUCUCCUCAUAAGUAUAAACUCCAUGCAGUGUGUGUGCUCACAUGUUUGCAUCAUGUGUGUAUGGAGAAGGUAUAUUCUGAAUAAGGGCAUGUAAGGUGCUUUCUUUCUUAGCCUUGGGUUUUUUCUUUUAUUCCCUCUUACAUUCUUCUCUCUCUCUCUCUCUCUCUCUCUCUCUCUCUCUCUCUCUCACUCACACACACUCUCUCACACUCUCUCACACUCUCCCUGUCUCUCAGAUGUUGAACUAUCUUCCUCCGGCUUCUUGACCCUUAAACUCUGACAGUAACUCUCUGCACCCUAAAAGCCCUUGAACCCACCUAGUCAGCCCCAGAACCACUGACUGAGUCUAGCAUUGGCGCUGUUGGCCUAUAUGUCAGAGUAACUUGUUAUUUAGAGGAACCAUGGGGCUAUUUCAUGCAGAUGAGAUGUACAUUUGAGCCUCCGUCUGCAUCCAGGUGGUGUGGGCAUAACCAGCCCCUUAAAGAGAAAAGCAGUAAAGGGAUAUGGGUGGAGCUGGGCGACCUGUGUUGACUCACAUUUAGCUUGUGCUAUGAAUAACAUACCACUCUAUUUUCUUUACUAUUUUUAAGUGUCUGGUGCUUAAAAGGCACUAGUGUCAAUUUGAUUAUUUUUAUUGGGAUGUUUUUGAUUUCCUUGUAUUUAGCUUCAGUUUAGCUUGUGGUUUGGAUUCAGUUUGGUCUUUUGUUUGUUUUUGUGGAUGUAAGCAAGUAGUUCAGCUCCUGUGGCCAAACUGUUGCUGCUGUCAUGGUCCUACCCACAACCAUGUGUACCAUGGGCCUGUACAACUGGGCCUUGCAGGCUUGUAGAAGGGUACUUCACUACAAGUGUAAAAAUAACAUUAGAGAUUCAGUAACAGAAAUGUUUGAAGAGUGCAGUAAACUGAUGACCUCUGGCCUACUGACAGACUGACAGAACUGAAGGCUUAUUGAGACACAUCCUUCACACACUCUGCCAAACACUUUCUUAUGCUGCCUCUCACUUGUCAUGUCUGUCAGGUCCACUGCUUCCCUAUGACCACAGUAAUCAGAGUUUACAGACUGUACCCCAGGCUUUCCUAGGAACCUGUAUUGGAGAAGCUCUAGAGUCUGCAAAAUAGUGUGCUGAGUUACACACAUGCAAGACCUGUGCGCUAGGUACACACACACACACACACACACACACACACACUCUCUCACUCUACCCGCACUGAUACUCUCCACUCUCUGGACUUGGACUGCUGCUGGUACCAUAACAACCCAAACCAGGCAUAUAAGUGUGGACUUCCUGUCUGAGGCUACCAGUGCAUGGGAAUGGGGUGUCAUAUGACUGGGGGACAGGAAAUGGCUGGUGACAGAUAAUGUAAUGAUUAAAUGUACAGAGGAUGUGGGCUCAUUUGUGAAGCGAUGUGGAGAGAGAUUUUUUUUUUUUGUCAGUAUUUGAAAUAAACGUUUUACAUGACUUUAA
Molecule: messenger RNA, 2886 nt
Organism: Electrophorus electricus (electric eel)
Lineage: Eukaryota; Metazoa; Chordata; Actinopteri; Gymnotiformes; Gymnotidae
Gene: ensaa
Product: endosulfine alpha a
Cellular component (GO): cytoplasm
Molecular function (GO): protein phosphatase inhibitor activity
Source: RefSeq, a predicted model, not a curated record